Molecule: messenger RNA, 1164 nt
Organism: Acanthaster planci (crown-of-thorns starfish)
Lineage: Eukaryota; Metazoa; Echinodermata; Asteroidea; Valvatida; Acanthasteridae
Product: calmodulin-alpha-like
Cellular component (GO): myosin II complex
Molecular function (GO): calcium ion binding
Source: RefSeq, a predicted model, not a curated record
UGCCGACUAGCAGGUAUGUACAAGGCCUUGUCGUACUCGUCCUCGCGGCACUGUGCACGUAACACGGUGUUCUUGCCAGUUUAGAGUUAUCAACCGAGUUUUCCGAGCGUCGCGUUGGUGCAAGCGAACGUUCAGCCGAUUGUUGAUCCUCGAGAAUUUCACAAUCUCAGAAUGGCCGACAAUCUUACCGAGCAGCAAGUAGCUGAAAUCCGAGAGGCAUUCAAACGUUUUGACACAAAUGGAGACAACACUAUCGACUCCAAAGAACUGGCAACGGUCAUGAAGUCGCUGGGUCACAACCCUACUGAAGCGCAGCUACAAGCCACAAUGCAAGAGGUCGAUCUUGACGGUAAUGGAAGGAUUGAAUUCUCGGAGUUUAGGAAGAUGAUGGCACGACGGAUGAGACUGAAGAGUACUGAGCAGAAGAUUCGAGACGCAUUUAAUGUAUUUGACAAGAAUGGUGACGGAUACAUCAGCGCGGAAGAACUCAAUGAAGUGAUGUUGAACCUCGGUGAGAAGUUGACUGAAGCAGAGAUCAAUGCAAUGAUUCAAGAGGUCGACACGGAUGCAGACGGGAAAGUCAACUACAACGAGUUCAUCAAGGUCCUUACAAAAUAGGCAGAAAAUAAAAAAUGCCUGAAGAACUUCCAACAACCUUCGUUUUCAUCUUCACGAGCAGGAUUACCUGGGUUUGAAGUCACCUCCUCGUGCCUCAGCUAAACAGAAAGUAAAGUUUUGUUUUACAAAGUAAAAGCAACUGAGAGCUCAUAGCAAAUUGAUAGCAAAAUAAAGCUGCCGCGUGGUGUAUUUAGAUUGUGUUCAAUAAAGAUUUUUCCCAUGAGCCUCUUGGGUACAUCUUUGAUGUUGGGCAGCUUCCCAAACAAGGAGUGUCUACGAGUUUCAGUUACAGAAUAAUGGUAAAGUCGGUAGCCGUAUUAGCACAUAAGACCCGAUUUGGACACGUCGUCAUCGAACAGCAAAUGAUUUGUUGUAGGGUACAAAUUCAGCUGUCCUUUUUUGGCUUUUUAUCAAAUUAAUAGACUUUUGUAGUGUUUUGCAGGCCCUGGUGCGUGGGUUCUUUUGUGUUGGAUAUUGUUUAAAGGUUUCUUUUUCAUUCAAAUAGGUUUCACGGUUCAUGUACCACUAUGAAAAACUGACGAUUCC